GUUUCAGAAACACUGCGUCACACUUUAGCCUUUCUUUCUCCUCAAAUUGAAACCAAAAUUUUGAGUGAUAUGAUUUUUGGAGUCAAGAAUUCGAUUUAACCCUAAUUCAAAUUCAAUUAUCAGGUUUUAGAUUAACAUCCUGUCGACCUUUUCUAGGGAACAUAUGUAUAAAUUCGUAUAGAAGAACGGUUCAAUGGAUAUUGCUUCUAAGAAAUGUAAGAAAAGAAGCCAAAGGGCCUCUGCUAAUAGAGUAAGAAAGAGAGUGAAAUGUAGAAUUGACUAUAUUUCUGACAUGCCGGAUCAUGUGCUUCAUCAAGUUCUUUAUCACCUACAUCCUAAGGAUGCUGCUCGAACUUGCAUCCUGUCUAAGAGAUGGAGGCAAGUAUGGAAUUCAUAUCAUACUGUGGAUAUUGACCUGUGUAGCUUCGACAAGGUGAAGAAAAGUAUAAAGUUAAGAUACAAAGAUCAAAUGAUUAAUCGGCUGCAUGAUGAACAAUUGCUUAGUAUUCACAAGUUCAGGUUGUGCUUUCCUUAUUCAUUAUGGAAGUGGGAUGGAAGGAUUUCUGAUGUAAGUGAUUGGAUUGUUUCUGCUAUUGCGAGGAAUGUUAGAGAACUUGAAGUCCACGCUAAAUUAAGGCAUCCGCAAGUACCACGGUACACUUUGCCUCCGUGUGUCAUGAUUGGAAGUUCCAUUACUGCAUUAAGCUUAUGUGGUUGUCGUAUACCUGCCGAUUCAGUAAAUCUUCCGCACCUCCAGAAGCUGUCAUUUAAGAAUAUGAAAGUCUCCCUGCUGCAGUUUGAAAAUCUGAUCUCUGGCUCCCCUAUGAUUGAGGACUUAAGGUUAAUAGAGAUACAAUGCUCUGAAUCGAACAAACUGUCUAUCUGCUCCCUAGACAAGCUGAGGCGAGUUGAUGUGCACAAGUGUAUUCCACUUGAUAGUAUUGUUAUUGAGGCUCAUUGGCUUGAGACUUUUUGGUAUUACAGUAAGAAAAAAAUAUUCUGUAAAAUUGACUUAUCAGCAUGUAGGGCUCUUAAGGAGCUGAUAUUGGAAUAUCCCAGAAUGACAGAUAAGAUGUUUCGUGAUCAAAUUGUGAAAUUUCCUAAGCUUGAGAAGUUGGUUCUCAGCAGGUGCAAUAUGUUAAAGAACAUCCGCGUCUCUGGAGACAAGUUGAGGAAGCUAGUGAUUAGAAGAUGUCGGAAAUUAGAAGAGGCAAUCAUAACUUCUCCAAACAUAACCACACUUGAGUAUCGUGGUAAAAUGAUGCCAAUUUCAUUCCUUACUUGUUUAAGUCUAAACGAAGCUGUACUUACCUUUGACCCAUCAUCGAAUGCUACCAGUAAAUGGGAUGUUGGAGGAAAUGAUGCAUCUAGACUAUACAAAUUCCUUGAUGAUAUUGAUCGUUACAAAAGGUUAAAAUUGAUGACCCUUGACAAACAGGGUGUUAUCAUUUAUGAAGACAUCAGGGCUAUGGUUCUUCCUUUGCGCCACAUAUCUAAGCCACAUGCAGUGAGAAUAUCUACUCGAUUUCGGGAUCUACUUGAUGCUGCUUUAAAGACGUUGCCUAUUCCAUCCACUCUAUCUAUAAUGUCCCACAACACCAGUGACUUUCCUGAGAUCAUAUACGAAGAGUUAGACAAACAAAAAGCAAAUCCUGAGUGUUGUGUAUUCUUCAAGAACAAAUGCUGGCGGCAUUACUUGAAAAAUAUCUCAGUUGAGAAUUGGAUAUUUCAGUCAAGUGGAUGGUCUAAAGCUUCUGCAUCUCUUGAAUGGCAGAAAACAACCUUUGUGCUAGAUUGGAGCAAGUGAACACACGCAAGAUCGGAAACUCGUAAGGUUUCAUAGAGUUGGCAAAUCAAGUUUUUAUGAAUUCUAUAGAAAUAGUAAGGAGUAGAUUUAGAAUUUAGUCCACUUUAGAGCAUCACACCCGUGGUAUACUUUUAUACCACGGUGUAAAUAUU
This is a messenger RNA of Chenopodium quinoa (quinoa), 1959 nucleotides long. Its product is annotated as F-box/FBD/LRR-repeat protein At1g51370-like. Bases 194 to 1807 code for a protein of 537 amino acids. Gene Ontology annotation, molecular function: protein binding. The transcript has 4 exons. The record is from RefSeq and is a predicted model, not a curated record. NCBI's taxonomy places the organism in Eukaryota, Viridiplantae, Streptophyta, Magnoliopsida, Caryophyllales, Amaranthaceae.